Capsicum annuum is the source of this 1908-nucleotide messenger RNA. RefSeq names its product RHOMBOID-like protein 2. Gene Ontology annotation, cellular component: membrane. The transcript is spliced from 5 exons. NCBI's taxonomy places the organism in Eukaryota, Viridiplantae, Streptophyta, Magnoliopsida, Solanales, Solanaceae. Gene Ontology annotation, molecular function: oxidoreductase activity, acting on paired donors, with incorporation or reduction of molecular oxygen; iron ion binding; serine-type endopeptidase activity. The coding region runs from base 640 to 1638 and encodes 332 amino acids. The record is from RefSeq and is a predicted model, not a curated record. Gene Ontology annotation, biological process: proteolysis.
AGUGCUCAGCGCGUCUUCCUGUCUGAAAGAUACUUCCCAGCUGUCCAAAACUCCUAAAAAUCCUAUCUUUUUUCAAUUUUUUCAUUUUAUAAUUAUAGUAUUCGAGUCAAUUUUUCACGUAAUUCGACUCUUUUUUUUUUUUCAGCUUUGCUUUUUAUAAUUACAUCGUGAUAUUUGAAUCAGCUUUUAAGUAGCUCGAUUGUCUUUUUUCAGUUUAUAUAAUUGUAGUGUCUUGAACAAACUUUCACAUUCCCUUUUUUAUCAUAAGUGUGGUAAUCGGAUCAACUUUUCCUUUAACUCCAAUUUUUUAUUUUUUAUAAUUAUAAUGUUCGAGCCAGUUUUGAUGCAACUUUACUCCUUUUUUUCAGUUUUUAUUCUUCCCCAAUUCUUGAAAAUUCAGUUCUUAAGCCUUCUUCAUCUCUACUUCCAAGCUACUUCUCUCCUCCCCCCAACCCCCUCCCACCCACCCCUCACCCACAAAUAUAAAUACACUUCCAAGAUUCAAUUUUUUAUUUUUAGAAGAAAUCAAGAACCCCCAUUCACACACACACACACACACCCACAGAGAGAGAGAGAGAGAGAAUUGUAAUUACAGUUCCAAGAUUCAAUUUCCUUUUUUUGUUGUAGGAGAAAUCAAGAAUGAUGAAUAACAGAGAUCUAGAGAGGGGAAAUGGAACAAAAUCAAGAAAUGGGACUUACCCACCAGCACCACCACCUACAUCAGCUUACUAUAUGGAGAAGUCUGAAACUCAGUGGACUUCUUGGCUUGUUCCUAUGAUUGUUGUAGCUAAUGUAGCUGUGUUCAUUGUUAUCAUGUUUGUUAACAAUUGUCCAAGUCAUAUCAAUGAGUUUGGUAGAGGUAGACGCCAGUGUGUUGCUAGGUUUCUUGGAAGGCUUUCUUUUGAACCCCUUCAAGAUAAUCCACUUUUUGGACCCUCUUCUUCCACUCUGCAAAAAUUGGGAGCUCUGCAAUGGGAGAAAGUAGUGCACGGGCAUCAGGGCUGGAGGCUUUUCACGUGUAUCUGGUUACAUGCUGGUGUUGUUCAUCUGCUUGCCAACAUGUUGAGUUUGGUUUUCAUUGGGAUUCGCCUUGAGCAGCAGUUCGGAUUUGUUCGUGUAGGGAUUAUCUACCUUUUGUCAGGAAUUGGUGGGAGUGUUCUUUCUUGCCUUUUCAUUCAGGGAAGCAUCUCCGUUGGAGCUUCUGGUGCUCUAUUUGGACUUCUUGGAGCAAUGUUAUCGGAGCUGCUUACUAACUGGAGUAUAUAUACCAAUAAGGCUGCAGCUCUUUUCACUCUUAUUAUCAUCAUCGCGAUUAACUUAGCUGUUGGUCUUCUUCCUCGCGUUGAUAACUACGCCCACAUUGGAGGUUUCAUGAGCGGUUUUCUUCUUGGCUUUGUCCUGCUACUACGUCCUCAAUUUGGUUGGCUCGAAAGGCGACAUCUUCCGGCUGAAGGCCGCCUCAAGUCCAAGUACAAAGCUUACCAAUACGUUCUCCUGCUGAUUGCAGCAAUUUUGUUGAUUGUUGGAUUCACAGUGGGAUUGGUGAUGCUAUUCAGAGGAGUGAAGGCAAAUGAGCAUUGCCAUUGGUGUCGUUAUUUAAGCUGUUUGCGUACAUCAAGAUGGAGCUGUGAUAAUUAACUGUGGAGAUUUCUGAUUUUAUUAACUCUUGUCUUUGAUAUUUACAUAGACGAAAACUCCUACAUAUUGUUCAUAUGUUGUUAUUACUUUGACGUUUAUACUUUUACGUGUAUAGUGUAGUGUGUGACUCUUGUUUUUUGAUGUAUGGUGGAUAUAUGUUUGUAUUGUAAAUCGCUAUACUAUAUUUGCAGUGGAUCUUAUAUUCUUUAUGUAAGAAAGAUAGCAAAGAGUAUAUAUAUAUAUAUCUGACCUUACUAAUCUUUGUGCAAA